AGGCUGCCCGCUGGCCUCGGAGCAGGCGCCUGCGCCCUCGGCCUCGGCCUAGUCAUGCUCCGUCCCGGCGCGCAGCUGCUGCGGGGCCUCCUGCUGCGGAGCUGCCCGCUGCAGGGCUCCCCCGGGCGCCCGCGCUCUGUCUGCGGCCGGGAAGGAGAGGAAAAACCACCCUUAUCUGCAGAAACACAAUGGAAAGACAGAGCAGAAACAGUGAUAAUUGGAGGUGGCUGUGUUGGUGUGAGUCUGGCUUAUCACCUGGCCAAAGCAGGGAUGAAAGAUGUGGUCCUGCUGGAGAAAUCAGAGCUCACGGCUGGAUCUACCUGGCACGCAGCAGGUUUAACAACUUACUUUCAUCCUGGAAUAAACUUGAAGAAAAUACAUUAUGAUAGCAUCAAACUUUAUGAGAAACUGGAAGAAGAAACUGGUCAGGUGGUGGGAUUCCAUCAGCCAGGUAGUAUCAGACUUGCUACCACCCCUGUAAGGGUAGAUGAAUUUAAAUAUCAAAUGACUCGGACUGGCUGGCAUGCAACAGAACAGUAUCUCAUUGAACCUGAAAAAAUUCAAGAGAUGUUCCCUUUACUCAACAUGAAUAAGGUUUUAGCUGGAUUGUAUAAUCCUGGAGAUGGUCACAUUGAUCCUUAUUCUCUAACUAUGGCACUGGCUGCUGGGGCUAGGAAAUGUGGUGCCCUUUUAAAAUAUCCUGCACCAGUAACUUCUCUGAAAGCCAGGUCAGAUGGAACAUGGGACGUUGAAACACCACAGGGGUCUAUGAGAGCAAAUAGAAUUGUGAAUGCUGCAGGAUUUUGGGCUCGUGAAGUAGGUAAAAUGAUUGGACUAGAACAUCCUCUCAUUCCGGUUCAACAUCAAUAUGUUGUUACAUCGACUAUAUCUGAAGUGAAAGCUUUGAAACGAGAACUGCCUGUGCUCCGUGACCUGGAAGGAUCAUAUUAUCUCCGACAGGAAAGGGAUGGGCUUUUGUUUGGUCCAUAUGAAAGUCAAGAGAAAAUGAAAGUUCAGGACUCCUGGGUCACCAAUGGAGUUCCUCCAGGUUUUGGAAAGGAACUCUUUGAGUCUGAUCUAGAUCGAAUCAUGGAACACAUCAAAGCUGCCAUGGAAAUGGUUCCUGUCUUGAAAAAGGCUGACAUCAUCAAUGUUGUCAAUGGUCCUAUCACGUAUUCUCCUGACAUUCUGCCUAUGGUGGGGCCCCAUCAGGGGGUCAGAAACUACUGGGUGGCUAUAGGCUUUGGAUAUGGCAUAAUCCACGCUGGUGGGGUAGGGAAAUAUCUCAGUGACUGGAUCCUGCAUGGAGAACCUCCUUUUGAUCUGAUAGAAUUGGAUCCUAAUCGCUAUGGCAAAUGGACAACAACCCAGUACACUGAGGCCAAAGCAAGAGAAUCAUAUGGAUUCAACAAUAUUGUUGGUUAUCCUAAAGAAGAACGGUUUGCUGGGAGGCCGACUCAACGAGUCAGUGGGCUCUAUCAAAGGCUGGAGUCUAAGUGUUCCAUGGGGUUCCAUGCUGGCUGGGAGCAGCCGCACUGGUUCUACAAACCAGGCCAGGACACUCAGUACAGGCCAAGUUUUCGCCGCACAAACUGGUUUGAGCCUGUGGGCUCGGAGUAUAAACAGGUUAUGCAAAGAGUAGCGGUAACUGACCUAUCACCAUUUGGCAAGUUUAACAUCAAAGGCCAAGAUUCCAUUAGACUACUGGACCAUCUCUUUGCAAAUGUCAUUCCAAAGGUGGGUUUUACAAAUAUAAGUCACAUGUUAACACCCAAGGGUCGAGUGUAUGCUGAGCUGACUGUUUCUCACCAAUCUCCUGGGGAGUUUCUUUUAAUUACUGGCUCUGGAUCAGAACUUCAUGAUCUUAGAUGGAUUGAAGAAGAAGCAGUCAAAGGUGGAUAUGAUGUUGAAAUUAAAAACAUAACUGAUGAGCUUGGAGUUCUUGGAGUUGCUGGGCCACAGGCAAGAAAGGUCCUUCAGAAACUGACCUCUGAAGAUCUUAGUGAUGAUGUUUUCAAGUUUCUUCAAACCAAGUCCUUAAAGGUUUCCAACAUUCCUGUCACUGCUAUUAGGAUAUCUUAUACUGGUGAGCUGGGUUGGGAGCUGUAUCACAGAAGAGAAGAUUCUGUGGCGCUGUAUGACGCUAUCAUGAAUGCAGGCCAGGAGGAGGGAAUCGACAAUUUUGGAACCUAUGCCAUGAAUGCCUUACGCCUGGAGAAAGCCUUCAGAGCCUGGGGGUUAGAGAUGAACUGUGAUACAAAUCCUUUGGAAGCUGGACUGGAAUAUUUUGUGAAGUUAAAUAAGUAACUCCUGGUGACUUGGGAAAUUGCACAUUAGCUGAUCAAACAUAGUGCAUUCAUUGAUCCUUCUGGAUACUCACAGUGUGGAGCAGCCUCACUUCAGCAUAUCUGUCCAUCUGCUUAUCAAGCAUCUUUGUGGGUAACUGCAACAUCUGAAUAUAAGCAAAUAACACGUUUCAAACGUUUUCGGCAUAAAAUGGGUAUUAACUGAGAAGCUAAUAUAAGCCCAAAUAAUCAUAACCGAUAAGACACUCCAAAGGGAACUCCUACAUCAGUGGUUCUUAAAAUGUAGCCUUCAGACUAACAGCAUCAGCCUCAUUGGGAGCUUGUUUGAAAUGCUAAUUCUCAGGUCCCACCCUAGAACUACUAAAUCAGAAUCUCUGGGAGUCAGGCCAACAAAUCUGUUUUAACAACCCCUGCAGGGGAUUCUGAUGCAUCUAAGGUUUGAGAAGCAUUACUCUAAAUAAUUAUAGUGGAAAAGCAUAUCAUGAGGCCAAUUUAUUACAGCCAAGCUCAUCUGUACAAGCCUUACAAAUAUAAAUGAGGUUACUCCAUUGAGCAGUGCCUAAGAGUUAUAAUAAAACAACUUAAUAGAGCUGGGGUGAGUGGUAGUAUUGAAGAAUAAGGGCAGCAGCGGCUACUGUUUAGGAUAUUUGUUAGAACUCCAAAAAUAAAAUGUCCUGCCCUAGAUGGUUGUAAACUAAAGACUGAUUUCCCAUCCUGUGGAAAUACGUGAAUACAUGUAUAUGACUCAAUCAGGCCAAGGAAACCUUUUUCAUGACCCUGUGUCAGUUCCCAAAUUCUGAGCUAUAAUAUUAAAAUAAAACAUGUGUAUUUAUAGUAUGAGAUUUUAGGAAAACGAACCUCCUAAAGGGUUUUAAAGGGAAUAUCUUUCUGUACAUUCUCCCCAUGGCUUUUAUUUUUAUGAUGUACCAUCUGCCUCCAGACCAGAGAAAGCAGGUGCUUGGAAUUUGGGCAGACCCUAGCAGCAGAUUGCUCCCUCUGAUAGCAGAAGCCUUACUUUAGCUGUUUCAAAUAAGGUUAAAAAUGGCCCAACUCUUGAAAGUGCUAAAUUUCUGUUAUUGGUCACCAGUAGGUAGAUAGAUAACUGAUUCUUUUGCUUCAGUGUUCGGAUAUUAUUGUUUGGGGAUAAGGCAUAGAUAAAUAAUCCCUUCGUAUUGAAAUGGGAUUUUCAAAUAUCUUUUAUGAUUAUUAGCAGGGGUGGAUUGUGUCUUUGUUAGUUAAGUUAUACAGCCAAAUAACCAAAGCUCAUCUCAGAACGUAGUUAGUUGUUUAGAAGAUACUAAUUUUGAUUUCUGGCAUGUUUUUAUAAUUUCUGAAUUGUUGUUUCUCAUUCAAGUGUCACAAAGUUAAUUCCUAAUGAUUUUAUAGGGUAAAGGUCCUUGUAGCCCAAGGACCUGGCCCCCAACUGAGCCAGUCUUUUUCAAUUAUGUCAAUUCAAGUGGCUAGUUGGUAUUAACCUACUCAUAAUGAUGCUUGCUAAUCUCCAAGACAGGUGAAUAGAUUAGAUCAACUUUGGUGGUUUUGUAGCAGUCUAUAAUGUGAAACGGAUGCCUGGAAACCUUAUUAACAUUACAAACUAAGCUUUGUAACUUGACCAUUCAAGUCCUGUGCCUAAAAACCAAAAUGUUACCCAAACUAGCUUCAUACAACAUUUUAAAUACUGUAAGCCUAUAAUUGCUUCGGAAAAUCGAUGCUAUAGGAGAACAGAAGCAACAGCUAAUACAGAGAGAUAUUUAUAUUUGAUACCAAAACAAACACAGCAAAAACCCUGGCAUUUUACAAUUGUUUGAAAUCAGUUAUUUCUUUCCCUUCAGAGCAAACAUUUAGAAUUCUCUGGUUGGCCCUUAGGCAUUUACACUAUGAUCGUUUAAGCCAUAAUGUGAAGAAAAGGUAGAAGCUGACUGUAUCAGAGCUAGAUGGGUCCCUGGGGAUCAGCUGGUACUCCCCUCCCCCAUCUGAAGCAGAGGAAACUGAAGCACAGAGAGGGAAAGUGACCUGGGGGAGGCCACUGCUUUAGCUUAGGUCGAACGCCACCCUCUGACCUCAUCGUGGAGCUUUCCCACCCACCACUUUCCCCCACAAAGUCCUUUUCCACAGUGGGCUUAUCAGACUUGAAAGACUGCCCAAGAAUUUCUCUCUCUGGUAACAUAUAUUGUUUGUAUGGACUACCUUUUAUUAAUAGACACUUCCCCCACAUGUUUUUGCUGUAACUAAUUUUGUGUUUUAUGAUAGGAUCAGAAUAGCUGCUUUGCCCAUUUUAAGGAGGAAAAUGGCUGGGUGAGCAGAUGGGCCAUCAGGCCUUAUUAGGGUGAAUCGUGUUCUUGUCAAAACCUGUCAGCAAGUAGGGAAAAGAACAAUGGAGUACUGAAGAACUCUUUCAUCACAAAGGGAGACGGCGCAGUGGCCCUUGCUUCCUUCCGUCUUGGAGUUGUUCCAGCCUCCUUCCCCUGCUGUUGGCUUAUGUGAAGUUGAUACACAUGUAUCAUUCAUUCAUCCGUUCAUCUAGUAGACAUUUAUUAAGUACCGCUGAUUAGACACCUUGCUAACCCAUAGAUCUAAAUGUUAAAGAUAUACUCCUGAUGGCUCUCAGAUCUCAUGAACCUGGAAACAAAUAAUAUUUCAGGAACUAAAGCUGUAGGGAUACGUUCUUAGCCGUAAUUGUGAAGAUAACCCUUCCGCAAGUGGAGGGCUCUCCAGCCGCAUACAACACUGCCAUCUUGUGGGAAGUGCUCCGUAGAGCCACUUCAGGAAGCCUUGACCAAAGCUGCGGUAAAAAUAAUUGAAUCUGUACUUUUAAAAUCUUCUUAACUAAAAACGCUUCACCUGAAACGACUCAUAUCAUUGUUCUCAAUGGUAUUUUUGGUAUGUUCCAAAGGAAGUAACUUUUGGGAGGAAAAUCAGUAGCCUUUGUUUAGUUGGAGAUGGAAGAAAUGCAUUAAUCAAGAGCAAAAGGAAAAUCAGCUGCCUUUGGAUGGAGUCAUAGGCAUUCCUGGAAUUUUCAUGGUGGAAAUAUUGAAUUUUUGUCCAUUUCUGGAGAACCUCCACGAAGAUUCACAGAGACUCAAGUAUUAAACGUAAUGUGUUGAAGCACAUCAGAAGAAUUUGUUUUCUAUAAUAUGUUUCUCCCUCUUUUUCUCACUCUCUCCUUCUCCCUCUCUUUCCCUUUUUCUCUCUCCUUCCCCUCUCUCCCCGUGUAGAGCUUCUAACUAGUAGAAACAGAAUAAAAUGUAAUCUCUAUUAAACAUAAGUUAUAAGACAAUGUUGAUUCUAGAAAAUGCAGGGUCUCUUUUGGAAGAAAUAUUUAAAGCAUAACUGUUCGAUAACCAAAAACAAAACAACCCAAAAAAGCUGGUAAAGAGGCAAAGCGCUUAGUACCAAGCCUUCCACACCCCAGGUGUUCAGUAAAUAUUAGCUAUUAUUAAAACAUCAGAGUGCUAAAAACAAAAAAAUCCAAGUGGAAUCAAACCAUUGUUCACAGACAACAAGCUAGAAAGAAAUUGUUAAUAUAGUGGUCAAAGCAUCCAAUUCUCUUUGGGAAAUUUGAGGUAAAUGGUAAUAAGAAUUGAGGAGGCAGAAAAUUUUCAGUGAUACUUAGCCCUGGCUGGACAUUAGAAUCAUCUGGGGUAUGAUUCUUUUAAAUAAUAUUUCGCUGUUUAAAAUCCCAAGGCCCAGGCUACACCCAAGAUCAAUUUAAAAAGAAGCUCUUGUAGGGACUCAGGCAUCAGUUGUUUUUAAUUCCCCAGGUGAUUCUGCAGAGAUGGAGAAUUACUGUCUUCAACCAAAGAUUUUCAACUGGCUGAACAUAUUAUCCUGAAGAACUAAAAAUUACCUGAACUGAAAGAACUAAAAACUACUCAAGUAGUUCUCAAGGUGUGGUCCACAGACCAGCAGCAUCACUGUCACCUGGGACCUGCUAGAAAAUUCAAAUUGUUGAGUACCAUCCCAGACCCCCAAAAUCAGAAGCUGCCAGGGUGGAGCCCAACUAUCUAUCUAUCUAUCGAUCUAUCUGUCUAUCUAACUAUUUUUAUUGAGACGGAGUCUUGCCCUAUUGCCCAGGCUGGAGUGCAGUGGUGCAAUUUUGGCUCACUACAACCUUCGCCUCCCAGGUUCAAGCAAUUUUCUUGCCUCAGCCUCCCCAGUAGCUGGUAUUACAAGCACCCGCCACCAUGCCCAGUUGAUUUUUGUAUUUUUAGUAGAGACGAGGUUUCACCUUGUUGGCCAGGUUGGUCUUGAACUCCUGACCUCAGGUGAUCCACCUGCCUCAGCCUCUCAAAGUGCUAGGAUUACAGGCAUGAGUCACCGCACUUGGCCCAACAAUCUAUUCUAAUAAGCCCUCCAGGUAGUUUCAAUGCAGUUUAUUUAAGUACAUGGACCUACCCCAAAUCAAUUAGAUUUUCUCUAGGUGUAAGGUCCAUGGUUCCUUUUUAAAGCUCCACAGGUGAUUUUUUUUUUUUAAUGCAGUGAAUAUUGAGAACCACUGUUUUAGUUCUUAUAACUUCAUACCAACUUCAGUCUUGAAAGUACAUAGGAAAGUAGAAAAACAUGUGGAUUGGUCAGAGGAUGGUGCUAUAGAACUGUGGUGGAAAGGAUGUAAAUUAAUAGAUCUAGAGCCUAUUCCAGCUAGGCUACAGGUUCGUAUUCUGCCCCAUAUCUUUGUUUUUUCUUUUAGAACUGGGUAGUAAGUGAAUUUUUUUUAAGUCACCAAAUUCUAACUGCGUGGCCCAGGAAAGCCAUUUAACUUGAUUUUCAUGCUGAGAUUUUUAAUCUGUAAAAGAAGGCUACUUUUGCAAGUCUAAAAUCCUAUGGAAUGCCUCCAACACAGUGGUUGAAGACAUUGGUGCCAUGUUAUCUUUAUGAGCCACAUAAUUGUGUCAUCUGAAUUAAGCUAUCCUUAUUCUGUUACCCAUUUUCAUUGCUGAGUGAUAAGGGGAAGGAGAGGAGAAAGGAGGGGAGGGGAAGAGAAGGAAAGGAAGAGGAAAGAAGUAAAACCUAGCUGAAGUGUAGUUGACCAUUCCUGAAACACCUGUCAGGAUACAUUAAACUAAAGCCAUUGAAUCAUUAUUUUCAUAUAUAUCCAAUUUCUGUUAUGAAACAGUACUUUGUUUCUACCCUAAGAGCUGAAAUGUGAAGUUUAGCUGACUGCUUUCAAAUUUGGAUAUCCAUGGAAACCCAGGUCUAGGAAUGAAUUGAAAUAAUUUUUAAGAUUGCUUUUAUUUUUAUUAUUAUUUUAAGUGUAUUUGAACAUGCAAUAAUUGACAUAUUUAAAGUAAGCAAUUUGAUAAGUUUUAGUACAUGAUACAGCAGUGAAACCAUCACCGCAGUGAAGAUAGUAAACCUAUCCCUCAUCCCCGGGGUGUCCAUGCCCCUUUGUGAUCCCUACCCGCCACCCUCCCCACAGCCUCACCUACCCCCCAGGCAACAAUUUAUGUCUGAGACUAUAGGUUAUUUUGCAAUUUUUAAAAUAAAUGCAAAAUCUAUAAAAAUGGAAUCAUAGAGUAUAUACUUUUUUUGUGUGUUAAUUCUUUCCCUCGGCAUAACUUGAGAGUCAUUUGUGUUGUUAUGUUUAUUAAUAGAUCAUUCCCAGUGGCAUCUCAUACCUGUAAUCCCAGCACUUUGGGAGGUGGAGGUGGAAGGGUUGCCUCAACCCAGGUUUGAAACCAGACUGGGCAACAUAGUGAGACUUCCAUCUCCACAAAAAAUUAGCCGGGCAUGGUGACACAUGCCUGUAGUCCUAGCUACUUGAGAGGCUGAGGAAGGAGGACUGCUUGAGCCUGGGAGGUCAAGGCUGCAGUGAGUCAUGUUUGUGCCACUGCACUCCAGCCAGGGCAACUGAGCAAGGCUCUGCCUCAAAAAAAUAAUAAUAAUUCCCUUUUAUAGCAGGUAGUAUUCCAUUGUAUGGAUAUACUACAAUUUGUUUGUGUACUCACUCAUUGAUAAAUAUUUGGGAUGUUUCCAGUUUAGGGCUAUUACAAAUAAAACUCCAGUAGUCUCUUGGUAUACCUGGAGGAUUGGUUCUAUGACUGCCCAAGGGUACCAAAAUUUGCUUGAAGUCCGGCAGUUUGUCUGUGGAAACUGCCUAUAGAAAAAGUUGGGUUUUGCAUCCUGCAAAUACUGUCUUUUUGAUCUGCUUGGUUGAAAAAAAUGCACAUAUAAGUGGAUCCGUGCAGUUCAAACCUGAGUUGUUCAACAGUCAGCUGACACUGUGAACAUUUGUGUACAAGUAUUUGUAUGAACAUAGGCUUUCUUUUCCCUAGGUAAAUACCUAGGAGUGAAAUGACUGAAUAAAAUGAAAGUGUAUGGUAACUUUGUAAGAAACCGUUUUGCCAAGCUGUGUGCCAUUUUAUAUAUUAUAGUCCUACCAGCAGUAUGUGAAGUUCCAGCUCCUCUACAUCCUUGUCAAAUACUUUUCAUGGUCAGUCUUUUUAACUUUAGCUAUUCUAAGAGAUAUGUAGUGAUGUCUCAUGAUGGUUUUAAUUUAUUUCCUUAAUGUCAAAUGAUGUUGGACAUUUUUUGAUGUGCCUCCCUGCCAUUUCUAUAUCUUUUUUUGUGAAAUGUCUGGUUAAAUCUCUUACCUAGGGUUUGUUUUUUUUAAUUGAGUUUUUAAAGUGCUUUCUGUAUUCUUUAUCAGAUACAUGCUUUGCAAAUUUUUUUCAGAUGUCUUGACUUUUCAUUUGUCUCAUGGUGUCUUUCAAAGAGCCAUUUUUAAUUUUUGAAUUUUAAAGUUCUUAUCAAUUGUUCUUUUAUGAAUCAUGCUUUUGGUUCAUAUCUAGGAAAUCUUUGCCUAAUCCAAAGUCAUAAAGAUUUUCUGCUAUGUUUUCUUCUAGAAGUUUUAUUAUUUUACUUUUUACAUUUAGGUCUAUGAUCCAUUUUUAGUUGAUCUUGUAUCUGGUAUGAGGUAUGGACUGAAGUUUUAUUUAUUUGUACUUGGAUAACCAAUUGCUUUCAGCACCAUUUGUUGAAAAGACUAUAUAUUCUGAAUUUCAUUGCCUUUAUAUCUUCGUCAGUAUGUUUAUAUCUUUGUCCAUUUGUUUGUAGGUCUAUUUCUGGACUCUGUUGUAUUCUGUAUAUCUGUUUAUCUUUCCAAAUGCCAAUACUACAGUGUCUUGAUUACUGUUGCUCAAAUAAGGUUGUGAUAGCCCUGCAACUUUGUUCUCUUUUUUAAAGCUGUUUUGGCUAUUCUAGGUCCUUUGAAUUUCAUUAAUUUUAGAAUCAGCUUGUCAAUGUGUACCAAAAAACCUGCUAGACUUUAUUGGAAUUGCAUUUUAUCUACAGGUCAAUUCAAGUAUUACAAUUCAUGAACAAGUUCCAUCUCUCCAUUUAUUCAGGUCAUCUUUUAUUUCUGUCAGGAAUCUUUUAUAGUUUUCAGUAUACAGGUCUUACAUAUCUUUUAACAUAUUUAUCCUUAAGUAUUUCAUGUUUUGAUACUGUUGUAGAUGGUAUUUUUAAUUUCAAUUUUCAGUUGUUUAUUGCCAAAUUAUAGAAAUACAAUUGGUCUUAUAUGUUGAUCUUAUAUUUUGGAACUUUGCUCAAUCUGCUUAGUGGUUCUAGUAGCAUUUUUGUAGAUUCCAUCAGAUUGUCACAUGGACAAUCAUGUUGUAUAAAAAUAAAGCUUUUCUUUGUCUUUUCUAA
This is a messenger RNA of Homo sapiens (human), 9953 nucleotides long. NCBI's taxonomy places the organism in Eukaryota, Metazoa, Chordata, Mammalia, Primates, Hominidae. The record is from RefSeq and is a predicted model, not a curated record.